Molecule: messenger RNA, 6253 nt
Organism: Nycticebus coucang (slow loris)
Lineage: Eukaryota; Metazoa; Chordata; Mammalia; Primates; Lorisidae
Gene: CFAP44
Product: cilia and flagella associated protein 44
Exons: 35
Coding region: 45-5561 (1838 amino acids)
Molecular function (GO): protein binding
Source: RefSeq, a predicted model, not a curated record
GGAGCUGCCCCGGUCGGUACUUGUGUUUGUCACUUACAGACAAAAUGAAGGAACCAGAUGAUCAGGACACUGGGGAGAAAUCAGAUAAAUCAAAGAGUGAUGGGAAGCAGUCUCUGAAGUCUUCUAAAUCGGAAUCAAGAUCUCUUAUGAAAGAAGAUACCACAGAUGAAACAUUAACUGAAGGUGAAGAAUCAUAUUUAGAAGAAGAAAAGACAGAUUUGGAACAUGUGGAAGGAAGUUCAAGUUCAUUUCAGGAUGAUGAUUUGGAAACCACUAGAGUCUCUCAGGAAACCCCAGCUGUGGAAGAGGAAGGAGAGGAAGUCAAGAAGAAAAUUUCAGAGAGCUUCUACUAUGAUUAUAUGGAGCUUGUGUCAAUACCUUUUGUGACUCCUGAUUCCAACAUACCACUGGAUCUUCUCUCACUUGUGCAUUCUUUCGGUUAUGACUGCAGAAAGCGGGCCAACCUGCAACUUUUGGACAACAAUACGGCACUUUAUGUAGCUGGGAACCAACUGAUCCUUCUGAAUUUGAAAACCAAGGAACAGAAUUACCUGCAAAGUAGCAGUGGUGAAGGAAUUGGUGUCAUUGGGGUUCAUCCACAUAAAACUCACUUUGCAGUAGCUGAAAAAGGAAGUUUUCCAAAGAUUAUCAUCUAUGAAUACCCUUCUCUGAGGCCCUACAGGAUCCUUCGAGAUGGGACCGAGCAGGCGUAUGCUUAUGUGGACUUUAACAACAAUGGUAACUUGCUGGCCUCUGUUGGUAGUAACCCUGAUUACACACUGACCAUCUGGAAUUGGAAAGAAGAGCAACCCAUACUGAGGACAAAAGCUUUUCCCCAGGAAGUUUAUAAGGUUACUUUCAAUCCUGAAAAUGAAGAGCAGCUUACUACGUCAGGAUCAGGCCACAUCAAGUUCUGGGAAAUGGCUUUUACAUUCACUGGUCUCAAGCUGCAAGGGGCGCUAGGACGAUUUGGCAAAACAACCACUACUGAUAUAGAAGGCUACAUGGAGCUUCCAGAUGGGAAGGUGCUCUCAGGAUCGACAUGGGGCAACAUGCUGCUCUGGGAAGCUGGUCUCAUCAAAGUGGAACUCUGUCGCAAUGGGAGAAAGUCUUGUCACCACGGUGCCAUCAACCAGAUAAUGCUGGAUGAGGGUGAAGUUAUUACUGUUGGAUCAGAUGGAUGUGUUAGGAUAUGGGAUUUUGAGACAAUAGACACUGCUGAUGUUAUAAAUGACACUGGAUUGUUAGAGAUUGAACCUAUGAAUGAACUUCAAGUAGGAAAGAAUGUCAAACUUUCCUCAAUGAUAAAAAUGAAUGAAAUUGGAAGUAACUUUUGGCUGGCUCAGGAUGCCAGUGGAGCCAUAUGGAAGCUUGACCUUAGUUUUUCAAAUAUUACCCAGGAUCCAGAAUGCCUCUUUUCCUUCCAUUCUGGAGCUAUUGAAGCUUUAGCUGUUUCUCCUGUAACUUAUCUCAUGGCCACGACUGCCUUGGACUGCUCAGUUCGAAUUUAUGAUUUUGCUGGCAAAACUCCUUUGGCUCAAAUGAAAUUCAAACAAGGAGGUACUGCCCUUACCUGGGCACCCCAGUUGGUAAGCUACACUGGAGCACAAAUCUGUGUAGGAUUUGAAGAUGGAGUUGUUAGAAUUCUUGAAAUUUAUGAUCCAAAAGGGCUCACGGUUUUUGCAGGACGUAAGAAAAUUUUGGGUGCAGAUCUUCAACUGAAAUAUGUUUUCAAACCCCAUACUGCUGCUGUCACUGCUUUAGCUUAUGAACGUGAUGGGGAAAUUCUAGCCACAGGGAGUAAAGAUAACACUGUCUUCUUCUUCAACAUAGAAAAGGAUUAUAAGCCAAUUGGUUAUAUUAAUACUCCUGGACCUGUUUGUCAGUUACUGUGGUCUACAAUCGCUCAUCCUGAUAGCACUUUACUUAUUAUCUGUGAGAAUGGAUAUGUUCUUGAAGCUCCACCUCCAACCAGAAAAGAAGAGGAUGAUCAGCAUGUAGUCUCUUAUAAAAUCAAACACAUGGGCAUAAAAUGUUUCCAUUUCUCAAGUGUCAAAUCUAAAAUUUUGAGAUUAAUAGAAAUUGAAAAGAGAGAAGAAAAAAAGAGGUUGAAGGAGAAGGAAAGGGAAGAAAGGAGGAAGCAGCUAGCAGAAGAGAUGGGAGAAGAGGAAGAAGAAUUUCAGGAGGAGGAAGCUGUGGAGGAGGAGGAGGAAGAGCCAUUACCAGCAAUAUUCAUUCCACCAACUCCCUCCCCUAUCCUCUGUGGGUUUUACUCUGAGCCAGGGAAGUUCUGGGUUUCUUUGGGUGGUUAUGACUCUGGUUUUCUAUAUCACUGUGAGUUCCCCCCAUAUGACAUGAAUAGUGAUUUCAAAGCACAGAAAGAUGAACCUUUUGAUUUCCGUUUUCUUGAAGAUACAGAGGAUAAUCCUGUUCAAGUUAUCACUUUCAGCAUUAGUCAAACUAUGAUGUUUUGUGGAAUGAGAAAUGGAGCGAUUCGAAUCUACGUCUUAAGUGAGGAUGAUCUUUCAUUGCCCAGUUUGAUGGACUACUGGCACUUCAAUGUACAUGACAAUAAUUAUGGAUGUAUUAAAAGCAUUGCUACUAGCUUUGAUGACCGUUUCUUGAUGACUGCUGGAGCAGAUAGUAAUAUUUUUGUUUUCAAUAUUUUUUCUGAAUAUAUGUUAUGGCAAGAGAUUAAGGCAACCGUGCCAUCUCCCAGGUAUGGAUUUGAAAUGGAGCCAAUUCCAGCAGAUAUUGAAGAUCCCAAAGCCUACAGUAUUGAAUCUGCCAGGAGAAAAAGAGAACAUGACAAGUUAAUGAAAGAAAUGGAAGAAAUAAAAGCUGGGAAGAGAGAGCAACUCAAAGUUUUGAGGAAUGAAUUUAGUAAACUAUUAGCAAUGAAUGAAGAAUUACCAAAGCAUAUGCAGUUUAAACGGACAGAUUUUGAUUUAGAUAACAAAAUUCGUGCUGAGAUUAACAGAAAAACAGCUUACAAACUUCAUCAAGUGGAAUUGGAAUUAGCUUGGGAGAAAGAGAAACAUGGACUUGGCUUAAGGAAGCUAGAGAAUAGAUUUCGUGAUCCAUUGGAAAGUGAUUCUAUUGUAGUUCAUGCCAUACAAAGUGACCACAAGAUAUUCUCAUACAGGCUGGUGCAGCCCUCUAAGUACUCCAGACUUAAACGAGCAAGUCAAACAGAAAGAAGACCAAGCAAAUUAGAGAGGUUUGACAAAGAGGGACCUGGAAGAAAAGACAGCCAGAAAGAUACAGGUGGAAGCGUCAGCAUACAGGAAGAUUCGAUAAUAGAAAAAGGGAAGAAAUUUCGUCCUAAAACUUUAAGUGAAAUUAUGGUGGACAAUCAAAUUGUGAAAACAAGGAAACUUAUGUUAAAAGCUGAAAGGGCCCAAUUGAAGAUUCAACAGCGAAAAAAAGAAUGGGAAGAAUUGUAUAAGAGUAAACCUGCUGAUGACUAUGAAGAUCCCAAAGACCUAAUAGCCAUCAAAGAAGCCCAGCUGUAUAUGGGAGAUUUCAAUCUGAAGACAGCACCAGAUUACAAAAUACCCGAGCACAUGAGGAUAAAUGCUGCCAAGAAGGAAGAAGAACUAGGACACCUAGACUCUUUGGUCCAUGGAAAGAAAAGACACAUGAACAAGUGCAUCCUCUCUCUUCGAGACCUUAAAGUGGCUAUUAUCGAGGAAAUUCAUUGUCUGGUCCAAGAACUGAAGACCAUUCAGUCAACUCUUCCCAUAUUCAAGCAUAUCCCCAUUCCCCAAAUCCCUCAGAUACAACCAGAUGAAGUUCCAGAGAAGAGAUUUCAUUAUGAUGAGGAAAUUCUCCUGAAUUUUAAAGAACAGCAGAUAAAGAGUAAGGAUGAAAAGUUCCCUCAAGUGGAACAGACAGGCUUAGGUGGAGCAUUUCUCAAACUUCCUCCUGGAAAGGAUGGAGAUGUUGCGACACGGGAGUCAAUACCUAGAUCAUCAAAGGGAUCAGGACUUAGUCCGGAUCUUUCAAAGCUUUUGGAAUUUGAAAAAGUAGAACCAACUGAUGUGGAGCUGGAGAUUAUGAAGAGGGACGAGAUUAAACACUUGUACAUGCAACAGUAUUUGGUCAACAGGAUCAAAGAAUUGAUUAUCACUUUUGAUGCAGAACUCCGUGUCCUGAGACAUCAGAAACUGAAGCUAGAUAUUCAGAUGAAAUUGUCUGACCUGCAUCAUAUCACACUAUUUCAAGAAAUGCUUCUCCUCAAGAAUUUUGAAAAACAGGAGAACAUACUUCAAGAGCGUGUUAAUUCCUUAGACAAAGAGGAGCAGUUCAUGCAAUGGAAAAUAAAUGAAACUUUUAAAGAGAUGGAAGAGAAAAAGAGUGAAAUCAGCAAGCUCCAGGACCAAGAAAAGGCACUCUAUGCUGGUUUCCAAACAGCUAUUGGAGAAAACAAUAAAUUUGCUAAUUUUCUCAUGAAGGUCCUAAAGAAGAAGAUUAAGCGAGUAAAGAAAAAAGAUGUUGAAGGAGAUGCUGAUGAAGAUGAAGAGAGUGAGGAAUCAAGUGAGGAAGAAUCCAGCUUGGAGAGUGAUGAGGAUGAGUCUGGAUCUGAAAAUGAGGUUUUUGAUGAUUCUAUUUGCCCAACAAAUUGUGAUGUGGGUCUUUUUGAAAUGGCCCUUCAACUUCGAGAGAAAAGGCUGGACAUUGAGGAGGCCUUAGUUGAAGAAAAGAAAAUUGUUGAAAACCUCAAAAAGGAAUAUGAUACACUGUCCAAAAAAGUCAAAGUCGUGGCAGCUAAUCUGAAUGCAGCGGAGGAAGACCUGGAGGCUUACCAGCGAGAGAAGCAGCAGCGGCUCAAUGAACUGCUGGUUGCGAUUCCACUCAAGCUGCACCAGAUAGAGUAUAUGGUAUUUGGAGAAAUACCUGCUGAUCUUUCUGGUACCUUGGUCUUCUCUAACCACUCCUUGGACCGGCUGCAAGAACGGAUCAUACAACUCCAGGAGGAAAACGUCAAGCAACAGAAACUGAACAAAGAAUGUCGAGAGAGACGUAAACAGCUUGUUCGAGAAAAGAAAGAGAUGGCAAAAACUAUACACAAAAUGGAAGAAACAGUCACUCAACUAAUGAUCAGCAAGUUUGGCCGAGUGAUAGACCUCGAAGCCCUUCAGACGCUGUCUGUUAAUGUAACACUUGAAGAACUAAAGAUUAAAAAACUUCGGAAGGAGCUGUUGAAUGCGAAGGAAAUGAAGAUGUGGGAGGAAAAGAUUGCUCAUGUGCGAUGGGAACUGAUGAGGAAGACAAAAGAACACACAAAAAAGCUGCAUCAGAUGAAUGAUUUAUGUAUUGAAAAGAAGAAACUUGAUUCUCGAUUGAAUACACUACAAAACCAACAGGGCAAUGCCUUCCAGGGGCCUCGGAAAGCAGAUAUUGUGGCAAUGGAGAAAGUCACUGAAUUGAUCCAAGCCCAGGCACAAAGGAUUUCAGCCUUAAAGGAGGAGAUUACAGUUUUACGUAAGAAAGGUGGCCUUAUCCUCCCACCCAUUCAAUCCUCACAAGUGAAUGAGAUAAAGCCCACCAACCUUUGAGUUUGCUGUUUUCUUAAACCUGUCCAAGAUUUCCUAUAUAAUGCACUGGAAGUUCUGUUUCCUUGUCUCCUACAACAAUCCUAUUAUUUUAAGGUGAACUUAUCCAAAAGUCUAAAAACAGAUUGAGCCAUGGAGUUUUAAUAAUUUCUCUCAAGUUUAUCUUAGAACUAAAUGAAACACCCAAUAUCUAAUUAUUAUUGAACUGAACCAUUUUAGAUGUUUGAGACCUCCUAGAUUCAAUGUAAAGUCUUAGAAGACCGUGUCUCAUAACUGUAAGAAAGUAUCUGUAAUAUAUUGUGUUUUAGGAAGAUUUGACUUUCAGGUAUUUAGAAGUUUUAGUCAUUGGCAAGAAAAACUAUCAUUCAACAAUCCUUUUCUUGAUUCUUGAAUAUUUAGAAAAUAAACAUUGAUGUUAUUAAGUAUUCCCUAAGAGAAUGCAAGAAAAAAAGACAAAUUAUUUUGCCAACAGUGUCCUAGAAAUGCAAAUUCAAGUUUUGGCAUAGUUGACUUCAUAAAGCAGUUACUUGAAGGGCUCAGGAUUCAGAAAACGUAGGCAAACAUGGCAGGGCAGCUUGCUAUAGUUGGCUCUGGGGUGGCAGAAAAGAGGGUAACCAGCUUCCUGAAUUGCCCAUGGCUUUUGCAGACUCUUCAGUUCUGAGUGGAGCAGAGGAAUGUGAUUUGCAAAACAGUCA